AUGGCCGCUCCUGUGGCAGCAUCAGUGAACGCUCGUGACCCAUGGCUCAUUGCCAGGAACCGCUUCAUUGAUCAACUUGAUCCUGCAGAGCAGGCGCUGUUUAACGAAGCUACACCAGAAAAUCUUUACUACAAAUCCAGCAAUAUCCAGAAGGCCGAUCAGAAAAAUAGCAAAACUCGAGCGAUUUUGAAGUCUCUCGAGCCUUUGACGAAAUCCAUCCAAGAUUAUGGUGCGGCAAUGGAUACUUUCACCAACAUUGCGCCUUUAUAUCUUGCUCCAAUAUGGGGAAGUAUUCGUGUUAUACUUGUCCUGGCUAGCAGCCAAGGAAAGUUCUAUGAUCGAAUAAUAGACACUUUUGCUCGCGUGGGAGAUAUACUUCCACGUUUGCGCGAAUAUCAAGCGAUUUUUGACCAUGAAAAGCAUCCGAAAUUUACGCAAACUUUGUCAGCAGCGUAUCUCGACAUAAUUGUUCUUUGUUCAAAUUUCAAAAAUAUAUUGACCGGGCAAAAAUCUUCCUUCGUCAAGCGUUUAAGGUCUCCCUUGUCUACAUCUCUUGGAGCGCAACUUGACAAUGCUGUGCAGACAUUUAGAGAGCACCGUAAAGCGGUUGAGAGUGAAGCUAAGAUGUGCCAUUAUAUCGAAGCGAAGGAGUCUAGAGAGCUUGAAUUGAGAGAAAGAAUGCGGAGCAAAGAACAAGAACGAAGAGACAGACUACGAAGGAUCAUCUCCCAGAUGGCCGCAGUUGAUUGCAGAAACAAGCAUCGUCGACUGCAGAAGAUACGGCAUAGUGGGACCGGGAGUUGGCUGGCCGGUGUGGCUGACUAUAGGAAUUGGCAAAACCAGAACAAAUCUUCUGUCAUGUCAUGUUAUGCUGGAUCCGGCAAAUCGGUUUUGGUUUCGAGCCUUAUAGACGGCUCUAAAUUGGCAUUCCCUGCCGAUACUGCCAUUUCCUAUUAUUAUUGCGACUAUGCCGACAAGAGGACACUUUCCCCGAGUGGUCUUUUUGGUUUCAUCUCUCAGAAGUUGUUUCGUGACAUGAAUGAAAUUCCUGAAGCUUUAAUAGCUAUCCUCGAGGCUGAAUAUCCAGACGAGGCAACAUCACCUAGCCUAGAUCAAAUAGUCGCCUUGCUGAUAAAGGCUAUAGAUGAGCUAUCAAGUGUGGCUAUUUUUAUUGAUGGUCUAGACGAACUGCCUGAGUCCGAUCGGAAGCUUACUUUCUCAAUCUUGAAAAAGAUCGUCAAUGAGGCAACAUCGCCAGUCAAAUUAUUUGUUUCCAGUCGCGAGGAUGUUACUUAUCUUUUUCGAACUUCGUCCGAUCUCAACACUUUCAAAGUGCACCUUCAAACGAAUUCUAUCUCUCCAGACAUCGAGGCGUAUAUAAAACAUACUAUCGAUGAGCUGAUCAUGUCUGGCGACCUAGUGCUGGGUAACUUGGCUCUUAAAGAUGAUAUUUUCAAUGUUCUCAGAGAUGGUGCAAAAGGAAUGUUUCUUUGGGUCCAAUUCCAGCUUGAGGAACUCUGUCGCAUGGAAACGGAUGCAACAAUAGUAAAAGCUCUACAGAAUCUUCCUCGCAAUCUUGAAGAGACUUAUGACAGACUUCUUGGACGGAUCAUCGAGAUCGAAAGGCGUGAAUUUGUGAAAAGGAUGUUUGACUGGAUUAUUUGCUCAUGCAGACCAUUGCACAUGGAUGAGCUCCGGGAAGCCAUAGCUUUCACUGUUGGCGAUAAAUCAUGGGAUUCUACGAAAAUACCCAAUGAUCUUCGAAGAUUGAUUAGAGCUUGCGGAAAUCUUAUUAUGAUUGAUGAAGAAACCCUCGAGGUUCAUCUUGCCCACUAUACAGUUGAACAGUAUAUCCUCCAUUCGCAAAAUUCCGAGUUGGCAUACUUUCACACCACAAGGGAAGAGUCAAAUAGAGCACUGGGUGUGACAUGUGUGACUUAUUUAUCUUUCACUGAUCUCGAAGCACAAGUCACAGUAUACCACAAUACUAUCAGUCCAAACAUGACGAUGUUACAGGACGCCGUUACCACCCAGUCUUUGAUACCUAGGGCUUCACAGUCGUCAAAUUUUCCAGUCAAAGCCGCCAAAGCUGCUUUGAUGGUUCAGAAAUUCAAGAAGGAUCAUGAAAGUAACAUCGAUUAUUCUCGGCAUAUUCAAAUUCGAAAAAAAGAAAUGGCCAACCAGCAGUUUUUCGACAAGUACCGGUUGAUCGGUUAUUUGAAAGAAAAUUGGCUUUCGCACACUAAAGAUUUCACACUGGAUACUUUUGGAGAGAUAGGAGAAUUAUUCAGAAAAUUGCUCUUUACCAAACAACUCACCUUCUCAUUUAAGCCCUGGGAGAGGCUUUCCUUCAGGGAUCGUGACGAGAUUGCGCCUCUAUGUUGGGCCAUAGCCGAAGACAACCUACCAUUACUGAGGGAACUCUUAGUGAAUGAUAGAAGGAUCUUUGAUCACAUCAGUGAAGCAUGUUCGUUGUUCUGGAGCACCAUAGGAUAUCACAAAAAGGAGGGGGGCCGACAAGGAAUCGACAUACCAGACAAAAGUCUCAUGGUAUUGGAUUAUUAUUCCCCCGAAAACAUAUCUUCGAAACUACACUGUCUUUUUUGGCUCUAUGGCGGGAUGAUUAUGGCCUGUCGCCGAGGAAAUGGCCAACUCCUAGAUAUAUGUGUUGAGUUUAUUGAUCAAAGAAAAAUGCCCUACUUUACCGGAGCUCUGGGACAACCAACAUUAAGAUCACUUGUGCUUUCGCAUCUCUGCCUAGAAGCCACAAUUCAUGGACACCUGAUGCUCAUACAAAGUUUCCAAGCAGAUGUGUACUUUCCACUAAGUUUAUCUUACGAGUACAAAGGAACUUACUUCAACUCCCUGGAACGAGCAAUGACUCUUCCGUGUGAUGAAAUAAUUGAUUCCCUAUUGAAGAAACAUUUUCCAGUGUCGUACAAGGCCAAGCUUACUGCUCUUCAAAAUACAAAUCUAAAAGCUCUUAUUGAGUCCGGUGAUUCUAGAAAAUUGAAUCGUCUUCUUCAAUUUCUGUUCAAGAGUGAUGGAGAGAGUUGGAGCUCGCAUCCAUUCUUUGGGAUUCAUGACCAGUCAUAUAUGCAAGAUGUCAGAAAAUAUAAGCACAACGCUAUCUCUACCGCAGCGUCUUUGGGUUUUUGUCAUCAUCUCAAAAUGAUACUUCAACUUCAAUCCGCAAGUACCUAUGCCGAAGAUAUUAUUGAGAGAAACAUAGCUUUUCUGGCAGCUAUAAAUUCCUCGCACUCUCAUAUCGUUUCCUGGUUACUGUUUUCUGAUAUACAUAAAAACAGCUAUUACUGGCUGGAGCCCAUACCUGCUGAAGUCUACGAUCAGGGGUCAAAGAGCAUGUCUAUAACGAAUUAUGCUACUGAUUUGCAAGAGAUCUCAGAAAAAUUUAGGCUCUUCGUCAUUGAUGCAAUUUCUAAUGCUUGUGUCACAGCUGAUUCAAUUUCAAGCUUAUCUAUCUUCGAACGGCAUAAUUGGAUCUUGACAAGAGCAAUUGCCCAAAAUAAGCCUGAACAGGUCAUUGUCUUCGGAGGUCGUAAGUAUUUCAACCAUGAAUACGAAUGCUUAGCUUCAGACUUGCCAGAUCUGCCACAGGAAGUUGAGGAGUAUAUUUGGCCAAAUAGCCAUGACCAUGAAAAGCCUAAAGCGACCGUUCCGUUGAUAUGGGCUGUCAUCUACAAUCAACCCCAGGUUGUGAAAGCCCUGCUUUCGGAGCCACUCCUGAGUUGUGAUUACUACGUAAUUAAAGCUGCCACAACAUGUGCUAUUAUGAUGGAUUCUGUGGAAAUGGUUAUGCUGCUCGAGCCGGUCCUAACAAUUAAAAAUUAUGACCCGAAUACAUUGGAAGAGGGGAACUUCUUCUUUACAAACCGCGACCUACUCGACCGUGUCUUUGCACAAGGCAGGUACUACGGAGCGAACCCUCAUCUGAAAGUUGCACGCUACAUAAAAUCUUGGGGCCAUGAUCACCGAAAGAAUCCGGGCUCUCAUUCUCAAAGAAUGAGAUUACUCCAAGAGUAUCUAGAAGCAACAGUGAUCGCGGAUGAUGAUGCUUUUGACAAUUUUAAAUCAGCACAAACAAUAAACACUCCUUCGGAUGAGACAAUAUAA
This is a messenger RNA of Botrytis deweyae, 4134 nucleotides long. RefSeq lists its product as uncharacterized. NCBI's taxonomy places the organism in Eukaryota, Fungi, Ascomycota, Leotiomycetes, Helotiales, Sclerotiniaceae. The coding region runs from base 1 to 4134 and encodes 1377 amino acids. The transcript has 6 exons. The record is from RefSeq and is a predicted model, not a curated record.